Naumovozyma castellii is the source of this 228-nucleotide messenger RNA. RefSeq names its product copper metallochaperone COX17 (gene COX17). Lineage: Eukaryota; Fungi; Ascomycota; Saccharomycetes; Saccharomycetales; Saccharomycetaceae. The coding region runs from base 1 to 228 and encodes 75 amino acids. The transcript has a single exon. The record is from RefSeq and is a predicted model, not a curated record.
AUGUCAGAACUACAUACCAAUACAACUCCAUCGUGUCACGACGAAACAAAGAAACAAGAGCAAGCUCAAGAGGACAAACCAAAACCAUGCUGCGUGUGUAAACCAGAAAAGGAGGAAAGAGAUAAGUGUUUACUGUUUAAUACCGAGGCUGAUGAAACUCCUGCUAGCUGUCAAGAGUUUAUAGAUAAGUACAAGGCUUGUAUGAGAGGAUAUGGUUUCGAGGUAUAA